Podarcis lilfordi (Lilford's wall lizard) is the source of this 41867-nucleotide messenger RNA. The record is from the annotation of a GenBank genome assembly. Lineage: Eukaryota; Metazoa; Chordata; Lepidosauria; Squamata; Lacertidae.
AUUUAUUUAAAUGAUGUAAGACAGAAUCAGUUAACACAGACAUUCAUAACAAGUAGCUCAGUUGGGAGAGCAUGAGACACUUAAUCUCAGGAUUGUAAAUUCAAGCCCCACAUUGGGCAAAAGGACCCUGCAUUGCAGGGGGGUUGGACUAGAUGACCCUUGGCGUCCCUUCCAACUGUACAAUUCCAUGUUUCUUUGAUUCUACGAUAAGCGAUACAUGACCAAACAGGCUACGUUUCAAAGGAGUGAAGCUAUCAGCAUCCACGGAGAAAGGAGGAUGUUGUGAAAUUGCCCAGGGAAAGACUGGGGAAGCGACAGAGAUGUUGACAGGAAGGAGAAGGGGGCCUGUGGCUGAAUGGGUAAAGGUGUUCUCAGAAAGAAAAUGGACAUUGACUUGAACCACUUGCUUUAGGAAAAGAAAGGGAGAUUGCUAGAACAGGAGAAAGAGAGCAGAUCACCCCCAGAAAGGGGAGUGUGAUUGGGCUUGAAAGAAGAAUAUAGGAGAAGAGGAAAGAGAGUGGGGGGGGCUGACCUGUCUGUGAGAGUGCGUGCAAUAUAUGUUCAUAUUUCUGUGAGUUUUGCAUUUGAUGUAGUAGGUGGGUUCCUCUUCAGCGACAGAGAGUGAUAGAGAAGAGGAGAAGGAUGAAGGUCCUGAGGAGAGUUCUUGUAUUGGAAAGAAAGUCUGUUUUCAGAUUGAAAACAUUCCUAGUUGUUAUGGCAGAAAGCAACCAAUUUUAUGAGUGUUUAAUGAUUAAAAUAAAAGCAAAGACUAAAAAAAAGUUGGUUUCCUGUCUUAUCAAACUCAUGGUGUCUAUAUAACUGGGUUGAGAGGUGAUAACCUAUCUGAAGAGCUUGUCCUUUCCUGAUCUAACAAUAGGAAGCUAAACAUUAACUGUGAUCAUACCUGUCUGUCAUUUCUAAGUGGAGGACUUAAUUUUCCAGUUUAACAAGCAACCCAAGAAGGGUCACAGCGGGCCACAAAUUAACAGCUGCCAAUCAACAAUUAUCCUCUGGGAGGCUUACAAGCACAACACCAUUAAAAAUACAAUGUGUAUAUAAUAUUUAAAGUCAACAACCAACAGCAAAAGACAGAAAAGAAAAAUCCACAGGAAAAACCCCUCACAAGAGACUUUGCUAGCAUCUAUGAGUGAUACAAGCAAAUUAUGCCUAUUUUCCAUGUUUAGAAACAUAGAAUUGUAGAGUUGGAAGGGACCAAGAGGGUCAUCUAGUCCAACCCCCUGCAAUGGAGGAGUCUUUUGCUCAACGCGGGGGUUGAACCCACCUGAGAUUAAGUCUCAUGCUAGUAACUGAGCUGAGCUAGUAACUUGAAGGAUCAGAUACAGUUUGUUUAAAAUUUGAGUCUUGCCAACACUUAGAUCAAAGUGAAUAUCCAACACAUCUGAUAACAAGGAGGAGGGGGGGGGAGAGAAACACAUACAUUUAUUAAAGCAUAGCAAGCUUCAGUAUUCCUUGCUUCUGCCAGUAAUUCCACAUGAAAUCAGUGGAAGUAGCCAUAUUGUAAACCUGGACCCCCUUUAUUCCCAAAGGUUAGAGGUGAUAUAGCAUUGAUAUCUCAUGAUCAUAUUCAGAAGGAAUGUGGAUUGCAUUAGUCGAGAACCUCCGACCCUCCAGAUAUUUCUGAACUACAACUCCUAUCAGCCCUAGCAAACAUGGCCAAUGCCAGGGGAUGAUGGCACUUGCAGUUCAGCAACACCUGAGUGCCAAAGGCUCUCCAUAUGCCAUGCCUUGGGCUGUGUGCACAUUACUGUUUACUCUGGCUCCAUUGUGCUCCCACCGCUGGCGUCUGCAGCUGUAUGCACAUGGUGUUAGCCACAAUCCAUCUAUAUCCUGUGGCUUCUUGAGAAAUACUCAGGUACUUUCCCUCAAAGGAGCUGUUGAGCCGAGGUGCGUACAUUUCAGGCAGCUGUUGCGCAUGCGCAGAUGACAACACGUGCACAAAUGGCAAGAGGAAACAAAUCAAGUAUUGGGCAACCAGAUGAAGACAUCCCCUCCGUCUCUCUGGUGUGUUGAACAAGGUAAGAAAGCGACUUGAAACCAGCAGGGGCAGGGAAACAUCCUCACUGUGUUUCAAACAUCAAAUGUGCCCUCAGCCUCACUCCUGGUCCAAAUCAGCCUGGUUGUCAUGGUGUCCCUGACCAACUGCCACUCUUAACUGUCACCAAACAGGCUGCCUGUGACAUUCCAGAAGGGCUCCUCCUCCUGCAAUAGUUAAUUUCUUCUUCUUUUAACCCAUUCUGCUUGCCAUUUGUGGCAGCUUUAUUUAUUCAUUUAAAAGAUGGAUUACAUUUUCCCCUGGCCCAUUGAGUCCAUAAGCGCUAAAUAAAAAAAUAUUUCUUAGGCAUGCCUAUACUCGCAUACCCGUUUGCAACAUUUUCACAUGCGCUUCAUCUGCUUAGGGAUGUGGCAACAUGGCAAGGGCUGUGAGUUUCAUGAGGAAAGAAAUCUGGGGAGCUGAGUGGCAGUUCUAAACAAAAACAAAAACACCUUAGGAGAUGCAACAUUUAGCGUGGACGUUGGUGACACCUACAGGUUCCUUGUUCUUUAUUUCUUUUAUUCCUUGAAGAAUCUGAAACUAUUGGAAAGCAGUGUGUGUGUGACAGAGAGACAGAGAGAAAGAAAGAAAGAAAGAGGGACGUCCACCAGGAAGAAAGUGGUUCUGUUGUUCUUAUUUGUGGCCUUUUGCCCCUCAGGCUGCGCCCUGCGCGCCUUUUCCUCACGCGUAGGUGAGCCGAACGAGGACAACCGUCGCCUUGGCCAUCUGAGCGGGGAAAACGCGCGCACACACAAAACUGGUCAUUCCAGCAGAGCCACGCUCGCUCGCCAUCUCUCCCCAAGAGGUCCCCACCUCCCGGGGAGUUUCAUCCUCGGGUUUCUGCAGCUCCUCCCGGUUCCUUAAACCGGGACGGUCUCCUUGCCACACCGCCUGCUGUUCUCUUUCCAUUUCUCUCCGCGCGCGCUCUGAUCUUGGAGCCGCCGAAGCUGCUGCUGCUGGGACCCGGCGGCCUCGAGUCUCCGGAGACGGUGGUGGGCGGGGAAGUCGGUGGCAGGUGCUUCAGGUCCUUCCUGGGCUGCGCGCCAUGAAGGAAGAUGGCGUGGACAACCCGGCUUUCGAGCCUUCCAGCCCGGAGGGCUCCGAGCACAAGCGGGCGGCGCUCUCUCCAGGCCGCCUCGGCCAUCCGGCAUUGGGCGCGUCCUGCAGUUUGGACCCGGAGGAGCACCUCUGCGGCAUCGGCAGGUUCGCGCCCGCCGCGCUGCAGGUCUGCAACAACCCCAAGGGCUACUUGCUCUUCUACAGUCUCCUCUCCAUCUUCCAAGGUGAGGAGAAAAGAAGGCAGAGGGGUUUUCUCUCCCCCGCCUCCCAGGAGACGGAGAUUUCCCCCCACAAGGCUUCCAAGACGGUCGUGGUCAAGCGCGCCCUUGUGGCGCAUGGGUUGCGGUGAUGUGGGAGCAAGGCGGAUGGAAAAGAAAGUGCAAGUGGGGGCGGGGGAGAGGAUUCAGAUCAAAUGCCUGGGAUAGCUCAGUUGGUAGAGAAUGAAACUCUUUAUCUCAGGGUUCGAGCCCCAUGGUCUCUUCCAACUGUACAAUUCGAUGGUUUGAUGAAAAUAUGAGUUCCUCCUCCACCUGCACCCGGGCCACCUCCCCAAACAUAGGAGCCAACUCCUUGGGGGACCCAGACCCCUCGAAUAUUUAUUGAUGGGCAUUGCCAUUCAAAUGGUAUGUGUGCACCAUGUCUUGUGAUCUAUGAUGCGGGGUGGGGUUUACCUGCCCUCCAUAUUUAAGUUGGCACCUCUGCCCCCAAAUCAUGGGUGUCCUUCAAGGUUGUUCAUCGAAGGGAUCUCUCGUAUUUCACUGUGGGCAAGAUUUUGGCAAUGCACGUGAUUGGACUAAAAUUCACUAGAUGGCUUUUGGGGUCCCUUCCAACUCGACGAUUCUAUAAUUAUAUGCACAUCACUGGUUCAGGGUUUUGGGGCACCACAAAGCCUAGCUGAAUCAGGCCACUGGUCCUUCUGGUAGGCUUAGUGUGACCUACACCAGGAGUGGCCAACCUAGAUUUGUAGAGUUGGAAGAGAUCAUCUAACUCAAACUCCUGCAAUGCAGGAAUAUGCAGCCGUCCCAUAUUGGAAUUGAACCUUCAACUUUGGCUUUAUCACUACCACACUCUAAUCAACUGAACAUCCCAGAUGUUGCUGGGCUCUCAGCUCCUACCAACCCUGACAUCACAGACCAUUUAUUUUAUUAUUUUUAUUUAUUUCAUCGCAUUUAUACCUCACCUUUUUUCCUCCAAGGAGCCAGAGGUGGCAAAUGGGGUUCUCCCUCCCAUCUCAUUUAAUCCGCAUAACAGCACUGUGAGGUAGGUUAGGCAGAGAGGCAGUGAUUGGCUCAAGGUCACCCAGUGAGGUAUGUGGCUGAGUGAAGAUUUCACUCGCAGCCCCUGGUCUGACACUCUAACCAAUCCUCCACACUGGCUUUUGUCAGGGAUGAUGAGAGGUGUGGUCCAACCAUAUCUGGAGGGCAGUGGGUUAGCCCCCUGCCCCAGCCUACACUAACUCUAAUGUUUCAGAGUGAGUUCUUUCUUUCCAUAUGUGGAGAUUGGAACUGGGAUCUUUUGUGUUCUCCCACUAAGCUAAGUUGGCUCCAAUUUGUCCCUGCUGCGGCAGCAAUGUGAGUGAGCAAACUCAGCCACUGCUCUUUAUAGUCCUCUCUGCCAUGCUAUUCAGAGGAAGCGGGCAGGUGAGGGGUGGCUGCAGCUGCUCCUUGUGGCUGUGGCCGCUGCUUGCUCACCUCCCAGUGGUGGAGCUCUCUGUUACUCUCAUCCUGGAUAGCUCGGUUGGUUAGAGAAAGGUGCUGAAAAUGCAAGAUGGCAAGUUUGAUCCCCACGUGGGAUGGCUGUAUAUUCCUGCAUUGCAGAGGGUUGGACUAGAUAAACCUCAGAGUCCCUUCCAAACUGUACAAUUCUGUGAUUCUGUGAAAUGUAUGGAUGGACAACGUGUGCAUUAUCUGUAUUUGUUUCAUUUGUGUCCCACCUUUCCUCCAAUGAACUCAUGGCACUGUACAUCAUUCUCUCCCCUCACCAUUUGUCCUCACAGCACCCCUGCAAGGUAGUUUACGCCGAGAGAUUGUGACUGGCGAAAAAUUACCCCGUUCGGUUAAUGGCUAAGGGGGAAUUUGAACCUGGGUCUCCCAGGUCCUGGUUCAACAAUCUAACCAGCAAUCCAUCCAGGUUUUAACAUCCGUAAACUGUAAAAUAAAAUGAGGCUGCAUGCCUAUUUAAAACCAACAAAAUGAAAAAAGGCCUUUAUCUGAGAAUAUACCUCUUCAUGUGAAAUAUACUAGAAAUCUGUGGGACAAAGCUCUUAGUGAGAAGGCCAUAACUUCUCCUUACCACCACCACCUACUUCCCUACCUGCCAGAGAACGAACUAUCUCUUAAUCCUUUACUGACACCCUGUGGGAGGCUGGGCAGAGGGCCAAUCCUUUCAACUUCCACUGGCUUGCCUAGUUUAAGUGUGAAGGAGAAAAAACAAGGCAGCUCCCACUGCCUGGGGCAAAGACACAAACACAACACAGUGGAAGAUGCAACCCACACACUCAAUGGUGGCACCAAGAAAUAUUUUUUUUUUGGGGGGGGGGAGGGGGCACAGAAAUGGUAAAGGAUAUUUCUAGGUGGGCAAGUUGUGUCCCAGAAGUUAACAUAAAGUAAAACAACAGUAUAUUUUAAUGGAGGUCCAGAAAUGGGAGGGCAAGUGUGGGGGUGAGCUGCUUGUUCCCUGUCCGCCCUUCUGGCAUCACCCAUACACCCACUGGAGGGAGAUUCUUCCAGAAGCAGCAGGAGUCACUCAGGUGUUGGUGCCACCAUGUCUUCCUGAGGCCCAUGCCAAGCCUGCUGAUGGUGCCAGCCUGUUACCACCCUCCUGUGCUAUGUGUUAAUUUGGCUAACAGUUCAGGAAGUGCUCUGGUGUCCUUUGACAGUUGUGGAGAUGAAGGUACUUUUCGCAGGCGCAACUUUCCCCUGCCAAGUCCUGGAAUGACCUGCUGAAAACAAUGGUUCAGGGUGCAAGAGGACGGUUGACUCUCUGGGCUCGGGGACACUUGAAGCUAUUGGGUUCAGCAGAACCACCUCCCCAAUUUUAUAGCCACAACUUUGGAUUUGAAUCCUCACUAGGUUUACAGAUACGACUGUAUUUUUAUUAGUCUUCCAAGGUGGUAGUAAUGCGAUAUUGAGUAUACACCAGCAACUGACUGUCUCUUGCUAAGAGAUCAAAUUUCGCAAGGACAGUUCUUACGUUACAAUGGCAGCUUUGUUGCACUUCCUUGUGGCUCUGUCCCAUAUCACUCUGGUAACAUUUGUAUGCAGAAAAUCACAUGAGGUGGAAUGAUUGAAGAUAAAGUUCCUUCCAUCAGUCUGUUACACACAAUUUCCUAUAUGCAAGACAUGGCAGAAACAGUGUGGGAUGGAGCCAUAAGGAAGUGUCACCCACACCAGAGAUGAUGGGACCUUGUGUUACUUGAAGUAGAAGCGAAUUGGAGUCUCCCAUCCUUCUCUCAUAUUGAGUUGAGGUUGUGCUGAGGGAUGGGUUCGUUUCUUAACCCUGUCCCUCCCACCUUCUUUCCUGCUUUUAAGGGUGCUGAACCCAAAUCUUGCCUCUCUUUGUUGUGGGUGUGGAUGAGCUUUGUCCCACACAUUAGAUUAAAUGUUAGGAAAGCAAACAACGCAUAGGCACGUUUUUGUUCCUUCAGGAAUCAUACAUAGCCAAAGACUUUCUACAAGGCAUGAUGUGUCACAUCAGUGGGCAGAGGGCCUGAAAAACAAGUUCUGCCUAUUGGUCUAAGCAGUUUUUAGAGAUUGCAAUUCAUUUACAAUUCUACAUCUGUAACUUCAAAAGAGACAAUUUAGAACUGGGCAGCUGCAUGACCAGAAUGAGGCUGACCUGAAAAGUUGCAAUACUAGAGCUGCUUAACUGAGUUGUAUUACAGACCAGUCUUAGGGAUUUUUUAGGCUCAAAGUUAGAUGGUUAUAUUCAUAUAUCUUACAAAAUCAUUUAAAAGUAAUACAAUUAAUUAGGAGCUCAAUUGGACUUUUGAGAAAACUUCCAUGCUAUUGGACUGACAUUGCAGUACAGUGGUACCUCGGGUUACGAAAUUAAUUUGUUCCGGAGGUCUGUUCUUAACCUGAAACCAUUCUUAACCUGAGGCACGCUUUCGCUAAUGGGCCCUCCUGCUGUCGCUGCACUGCUGGUGCGCAAUUUCUGUUCUCAUCGUGGGGCAAAGUUUGUAACCUAAGGUACUACUUCCAGGUUAGCAGAGUUUGUAACCUGAAGCGUUUGUAACCUGAGGUACCACUGUACUGCAUUCCAGAACAGAUGGCAUGAAAACAUGUUGGUCUUAUGGGGCUUUGGAGGGAAUAAAACUUGCUAAUUUUUAAGAUUAUUAAUUAUUCUUUAGUGGGAACCCUGAUUAUACAAAAUAAUAGAGUAGUUGCCCAUGAAGAGCUAAUUGCACAAGUAAUUUGUUUAACAAAUGAAUAAUGCAAUUUGAGAAUUCUUGCUUGCAAGCUUUGAAGUCAUAGUCCAAACUUUCUUUUAAUCCACCAAGGUGUUGGACAGUUCAGAGCAGCGUUUUUGAAGACAGCUCUGUGUACAUACCAUACAUUUAAAUAUUAAAGAAUCUCGGGAGCUAUAGUUUACCUCUCACAGAGCUAUAGGUCCCAGGACUCUUUAAGAAAUCACAGCUCCCAAUAUUGUUUUCUUGGUGUGUGUUUGUGAUGUGCUUUAAGUAUACGGGGUGUACGCAACUCUUAAAGUGACAGGACAACCACAGCAAAUCGCAAAAUUGACGAUAGGCAGCUUUCAUAGGAAAUUGACUCAGACCAUUGGGCUGAAUAACUGUCUGCAGUGACCAGCAGCAGCGGCGGUAGGCAAAGGUGUAGUGCAGAGGAGGGAAGAGGUGCCUGUACCGGCAUGUGCCGCUUAAAUGCAUUGGUGGCAACUAAUAUGGGUGAAUGUGCCCUAUUGUAGUGAACGGCAGUACUUAACAAAAACAAUGUCUCUUGAUUUCCACCCCCCCGGCAUUUAUAUACUGCUUAAUCAUUCGCUUAAAUACUUUGGGGGGACAAUACUGACGUAUAAAGAGCAGAACGUUACCCAGCCCAUGUUGUUGUUGUUGGCAUCUGUCUGUCUUGGAAGACAAGGGAGCCCAUGUAGAAAGGUGCUAUCAUUAUAAAAAAACAUCGAUGUAUCCUUUGAUUAUCUGAUUUUAUUUCUCUUUUCUUUUAGGCAUUGUGGUAAACGGACUAGUAAACGUGAGCAUUUCCACCAUUGAGAAGCGUUAUGAUUUGAACAGCUCCCUCACUGGUAUAAUCUCCUCCGGCUAUGACAUAUCCUUCUGUUUGCUCUGCCUUUUUAUAUCCUUCUACGGAGAAAGAGGGCACAAACCAAGAUGGCUGGCCUUUGCAUCUUUCUUGAUAGCACUAGGUGCACUUGUUUUUUGCUUGCCACAUUUUACUGCUGGACCAUAUAUAUACGGGGAUAAAGUAGAAGGUAAGUUCUUAUGCAUUAAAUGUUUCUUUCAUUGUCAUUUUGAAGUUAUGGUUCCUGGAUAUACAGUCUCUCUCUCUCUCUCUCUCUCUCUCUCUCUCUCUCUCUCUCUCUCUCUCAUCUAUCAUCUAAAUCAGGGGUCAGCAACCUUUUUCAGCCGUGGGCCAGCCCACCGUCCCUCAGACCAUGUGGUGGGCUGGACUAUAUUUUUUUUGGGGGGGGGAAUGAAUGAAUUCCUAUGUCCCACAAAUAACCCAAAUAUGCAUUUUAAAUAAAAGCACACAUUCUACUCAUGUAAAAACACUAGGCAGGCCCCACAAAUAAUCCAGUGAUGCAUUUUAAAUAAAAGGACACAUUCUACUCAUGUAAAAACACACUGAUUCCUAGACCAUCCGAAGGCCAGAUUGAGCAGGUGAUUGGGCUGCAUCCGGCCCACGGGCCUUAGGUUGCCUACCCCUGAUCUAAACACAAGUUGAAUUUAUACAUUUCGUAUACAGACAUAACUGGGAUCUCAAAAGCCUUGCGAACAAAUCGGCUCCCAAAUGAUCGAAACUCGGAAGUGAGUGUUCCGGUUUUCGAACAAUUUUCAGAAGCCGCACCUUGGUUUUCGAACGGUUUCCCACCCCCUCCUUUUUAGAGAUUGACAACAUUUAUCCAUGGGGUUUUCUUGUUUUGCUUAGUGUGCAAUUUACCUUUAUGUAAAAGCCAAUAGAUGGAUUCCACCAUGCUCAUAAAAUAAGGCCCAUUGAAUGCUCUGUCAGUAGAGAUUCAGCAGGUACCUUCUGUUUCAACCUUUAAAUGCCUGCUGAUAAAUUUUCUACGCUGCCUUGCUUUACGCAGGCAAUUUAGAUGAAACCUGUGUGGUACCUGUGAUACCUGUGUGGUAUCAUAGUCAAGAACCGCUUUGUUGUUGUUGUUUUUAGGAUAUAGCAGUAUUUGAAUAGAUUGAUACAUAAAUAAAUACAUAGCAUGGUAUAAUGUGAACCUAGGGUGGGGCUAUGCAGAGGAAGGGGUGAGGCUCUGGAGAGUUGGACUGCUUUCUACUCUGAGUUAUUCAUGAUGAAGUAAACAGAUUAUAAUUUGGCACGCGGUGGGGGUGGUGAGGGCAUGACAGCAGGGUUGAGAGCACACAUGACACCCACUCCACUGUUUCCUUCUCUCACACAGCAGUAUUUAUUAACCACAGGCUCUCCUGCCAGGGAGUCUGCAUCCCAGGACUUUGUAACCAGAGACAGGCCUGAGAGACUCUGAAUGCGCACCUUUGUCUAACUCCAGUGAACUCCAUCCGCUCCUAUUAUAUUACUUAGAGUUCCCUUGAAUUGUCUACCUGCCUGGUUUUGUCUUAGUGGCUUUCUCCCUUCUUUUCCUUGUUCCUCUUAAAUUCCCCCCCCCUCUGUCUGUCUGUCUGUCUCUCUCUGGCCUGUUGGCUUUUGUAAUUCCUUUCAUCAAACCCGCUUUUAAAACUAAAAGCAGUUUGCAGCCCAGACUAGGGAGAGCUGUUGGAAGGGAAUAAAUGCCAGAAAUGGGUGCAGAUUUGUUUUUUAAGUGUGUUGCCUGCAGUGUUUGAACUUGCUGAAUUAUUUUUUUAAUUAGAAGUUUGAUAACCUUUUAUGUAUUUCUGAUUCUUCAGGGUGUAUGUAAUGUAUGCAUUAUCACCUAAAUAUCUAGCAUGGUGGUCCUUAAGAGACCACUUUUUCCCCUUUUUAACAUUUAAGAGAAACAGCUAUGACCCAGAAGGCCAGCUCAGAGAGGUAAUGCCUGGGUGAAGAAGUUAAAUACCUAGUCUGUGAGGGCUUCCAAGCCUCAUCAAAAAUAGAAAUGGUCUUCUGCCAUUAGCUGAGUUGUAGUGAGUUUCUACAUGAAGAGCAGAAGACAACACAAAGCAGGGAUGGCCCACCCGUUGCCUCAAGUGGCAGAUCCAUUCACUGGUGGUGGAACCACUCGCCCUCCGCCCACUCACCCACCUGAAUGCCACCACUGCCACCCACCUCCUUUUACUCGCCAGGCCGCCUCAGGCGGUGUGAAUGCGUGCGGCAGCAUUCUUAAUUUUGCCUAAGGCGGCAAAACAUCCUGGGCUAGCCCUGACACAAAAGGUGUCUCAGUUAAUUCUUAAUAUUAUGUUUUAAGAUGCUUCCAGUGUUAUAACAUAUAAAUGGCAUAAUUGUACUAUUGCAUUGUAUUACAGUGGUACCUCGGGUUAAGUACUUAAUUAGUUCCGGAGGUCCGUUCUUAACCUGAAACUGUUCUUAACCUGAAGCACCACUUUAGCUAAUGGGGCCUCCUGCUGACACCACGCUGCUGGAGCACGAUUUCUGUUCUCAUCCUGAAGCAAAGUUCUUAACCUGAAGCACUAUUUCUGGGUUAGCAGAAUCUGUAACCUGAAGCGUAUGUAACCUGAAGCGUAUGUAACCUGAGGUACCACUGUAUUAGCACCACCAUUUUAACCAAGGUUAUGGAGCCUCUCUAUCCCAUAACAGAGAGAAAAAAGGGAACCCAAACGGUUGGAACAGGCCACUUCAAUCUAAGCAUCUCACUUCUUGCAGUUAAGAGACCAUUACGUUUUCGGCUGCCUACCAGCAAACCAAAGCUGUUGAUGUAAAUGAAAGUUAACCUCCCACAGUUGCAAUGAAAUAUUGUUUGUGAAAGAAGUGGUCUCCAUAAGGGUGUUUCCCGCUGCUCCUCUUUAGCUCCCCUUUAUUUUCUUGUUGAUUCUUUUUACAAGUGGAUUGUCGUGAAAUUCUGUAAUCUUCUUAUUCUGUGAGAAUCUGGCAGAAGAAAACAUAAUCCCAUUACUCUUUAUCAUAAGUGGAGUUAAUGAGUGCUGGGAAAGGUUGCCUAGGAGGGAAGGAUACAAUGUCUUUGAAUAGGUGCCUGACAGAGAGCAUUGCAAACACAGCUCUGCAGUCAACCGGCUGCUUGGAAGGAGGCCACGUUGAGUUUCAGAACAGGUUACCCCACUGAGAGGCUCGUUGGCUGAAGAGUGUGGGGGAAAAUACUUGAACUGAACUAAAAGAAAUUAUAAAUACUACAUCUAAUGGCUGACAUUCAAGAUUCUGGUCUAUAGGCUGUGUACACACCACACCUUUAAAUCAUAUUCAAAACACAUUCUUUCCCUCAAAGAGUUACGCUAAGUGCAAAAUACCCCUCGCAGAGUUGCAAUUCCCAACAACCCUUAACAAACCACAGUGCCCACAGUUCUUCGAGGGAAAGAAUGUGCUUCAAAUGUGCUUUAAAGGUGUAGUGUGUACACAGUGUAAGUUUGUUAUAGCUCCAUAUCUAGUGCUAGGCAGUUGGUAUGGUAGAUAUCAAUAGGGUUUCAUAUAUUUCAGUCACUGAGGAACACCUGCCACCCCAAACAAAGUAAAUGAAGUGCAGUAGAACGAGGCUUUAGUAGACUUACAGAUGGGGAAGAGUCAAAUUGUUGUUGUUGUUGUUUAGUUGUUUAGUUGUGUCCGACUCUUUGUGACCCCAUGGGCCAGAGCACUCAGGCACUCCUGUCUUUCACUGCCUCCCGCAGUUUGGUCAAACUCAUGCUGGUAGCUUCGAGAACACUGUCCAACCAUCUCGUCCUCUGCCGUCCCCUUCUCCUUGUGCCCUCCAUCUUUCCCAACAUCAGGGUCUUUUCCAGGGAGUCUUCUCUUCUCAUGAGGUGGCCAAAGUAUUGGAGCCUCAGCUUCAGGAUCUGUCCUUCCAGUGAGCACUCAGGGCUGAUUUCCUUAAGAAUGGAUAGGUUUGAUCUUCUUGCAGUCCACGGGACUCUCAAGAGUCUCCUCCAGCACCAUAAUUCAAAAGCAUCAAUUCUUUGGCGAUCAGCCUUCUUUAUGGUCCAGCUCUCACUUCCAUACAUCACUACUGGGAAAACCAUAGCUUUAACUAUACGGACCUUUGUUGGCAAGAGUCAAAUUAAUACGUCUAUUUGAGGCAUCAUCUUUUAGCCCAGUGGUCAAGCACGUUUCAUCUUCAUUGAUAUGGGAUGACAUAGACUCGCUUUUCCCUAUUAUACAUUCAAACUGGCAUGGUUUUUAGGAGGAUAAAUUGCCACACAAUCGAGGAUAGCAGAGAAGGGUUAGAGUUCAGGCACUGUUCAAGACAACCUCACUAAGGACAUAAGGAGAGCUCUGCUGGAUCAGACUAAGGCUGAUCUCAUCCAGCAUUCUGUUCUCACCAUGGCCAAGCAGAUGCCAACCAGAAGCCUGCAAGCAGGACCUGAGCACAAGAGUGAACGCCACAGGUGGGAUUCUCAGCAACUCAGAGGGAGAUGACUCUGCUCUAUCAACUAAAUAUCUAGCAGUGGAGGUAGACCACAGCCAUUGCGGUCAGCAGCUGCUGAUAGCCUUAUCCUCCAUGAAUUUGUUUAUUCCUUUUUCAAAGCCCUCCUAGUUGGUGCCCUCUUUGUGGGCUUCCCCUAGCCAUCUGGCUAACCACUUUGAGAACAGGAUACAGGACUAGAUGGACCUUUGUCCCGAUUCUGAAUCUUCCAGCAUCCAACUUCAAUGGACGGCCGUGACUCCUAGUAUCAUGAGAGAUGGAGAAAAACUUGCUUUACGCUUUCUCCAUACCAUGCAAAAUUAUAUGCAUUGUUAUCAUUUUCCCACUUAUAUUUUUUCCAAACUAACCCCCCCCCCCAAAAAGAACAGUAUAACCUUUCCUCAUAGGGGACUUGCUCUUGCACCUUGUUUCAGCACCAUCAUAUACUUCUUGGGAUGCAGUGACUGGAACUAUGCACAGUAUUCCAAGUGUGGCUGCACUCUAGAUUUGUGUUGUCAUUACAAUUUUGGCAGUUUUAUUUUCAAACUUUACCCUCAUGAUCCUUAGGAUGAAAUUCGCCCUUUUCACAGCUGCUGCACACUGGAUCAACAUCUUCAAGCUGUCCACUGUGACCCCAAGGUCUUUUCCCAGUUCAGACCUGAUAAACAUACAUGAGAAAUUAGGAUUUUUAAAAAUUAUUUUUACCCCGGUGUGCAUCUCUUCCUUACAUUGAAUUGCGCUUGCCAUUUUACUUCCCAUUCACUCAGUUUAGAGGGAUCCUUUUGGAGUUCCUUACAACCCCAUUUUUUUUAGCCGCCCUAUUUUAUUUUGUUUUUUUGUAUCAUCAACAAACUUGACUGCCAAAGCCACAUCCCUAAAGCUAUAAAACAAAAUGAAUUGUUAAUCAAAGCAUACAUUAUGGAUUCAAUAUUGAACCAGGUUUGUUUUCCUCAUCUCCCUCCCCUUUGCUUAACAUAUCGGUCUUAAUGAAGGGUUUUGGUGGACUCAAAAGUUUGCUCGCUAUUCUGUGCCAAUUUGAUUGAUCAUAAUAAGGCACUUGGGAAUUUUUCAAAAUAAAAAUGAUAGUUUAACCUUUAACUAUGCAAGUUAACACAGCCCACCCUUUUCUCCACAUGGCUUAUUUGGUGGGUUUCUUUCCCAGAAAAGUUAGUUACGGUAGUUAGUUAGUUACCGUAGUUAUUUGGCGGCGGGGACAUGCAGAGGAUUGGCAAAUACUGUUUCGCAUCUUUGACACAGGCUGGUCUGCUUUAGACUUACAACGAGAGCUGUUUCCCCCCGCCUUUCCACUCUGGAACCCUUAAAAUAUGAGGCCUUUCUUUCUAUCUCUUAUUUGCUAUGAUGAUAGGCAUCCAUUCUUAGCAAUGUAAACACUUCAGUGACUCACAAAAUCACCCUUUUUUCCCUUGGCGGCCAAAAAAGAUCAGAAAAAAGACCCUGGACAAUAUAGCAGUGAACUGUAAGGGAGAUGCAGAAAUCUAAACAGAGACCAUUAUUUGUGGUGUGACACCCCUUUUUGCUUGUACUUAUUUUUGAUUCAGAUUUGUCAUGGCCAAUGGCUAGUACAGUAAAGUUAUUUGGAUUGGAAUAAACAUAAUGAAUGAUACCAGCAGUUUGUGACUUCAUUUUAAAAAAAAAAUGCUUAAAGCAAUUAUGAAUUCUCCCUCUCUCUUUUUAAAAAUCCUACAUUUCUUCAGGUGAACACUGUUUUGAUAGAAGAUGAUCCUCAUACUUCAGAUUUAUUAAAUGGGAGCUCCCUCUAGUGGCAUUUAUUAUUAUACCUCCUUUUGCUAGUGAAUGUGAAUGGCAAACACCACCAAGACUGUAGUCAUAGAAUCAUAGAAUCAUAGAGUUGGAAGAGACCACAAGGGCCAUCGAGUCCAACCCCCUGCCAAGCAGGAAACACCAUCAGAGCACUCCUGACAUAUGGUUGUCAAGCCUCUGCUUAAAGACCUCCAAAGAAGGAGACUCCACCACACCCCUUGGCAGCAAAUUCCACUGUCGAACAGCUCUUACUGUCAUAGACAAAAUGGGCCAUUAUGAAACAAGAGGGAAGCAGCUGCAGGCUUGAGGGAUUCUGAAAGAAUGCAGAGAAAAAGAACUUUAUAAGUUCUCCUCCCUCAAAAAAACAACAGCAGCUCAAUAAAAACUGAGCAAAAUCAAUAGCCAUAGAAUGACAUGACAAAAUAGGACAUCCUGCUUAGAGGGAAUAGCUGGACUGAAAAAUACUAUUUUAGAUAGGAGGAUACACAGCAAAAUUUUGUUGCAGAUUCCACUUGCUGUGCUACUAAUGUGCACCCAUAAUAAUUCUUAGAAAAACGUAGGAACUUUGGAAGCUUCCUUAUGCGGAGUGCUGGUCCAGGUAGGUCAGUAUUGUUUACAAUGACUGGCAAUGGCUCUCCAUGAUUCCGAGCAGGAAAACUGCAACCUGGGACAUUCUGCAUGCAAAGCAGAUGUCCUACCACUGAGUAAUGACCCUUCUCCAAGGAAGAACUUUGUACCAUCUGAAAGCUUGCCUUCCAUAUUUUCAUAUACAUUGGGUCAAUAAAAAUGUAGUCUUACCUGCACUGGUUAUGUGAUAUGAAUAUCCAAGCUAUAUCAAUACAAAUAUCCAAAUACAAAUAUCCAAGCUAUAUCAAUUCAAUUGAGCAAAGUUAAAAUAUCCCCACAAGAAAAGUCAGUGAUCUUCACAGAGCAGUGAAUAUUUUGCAGCUCUGUGAAAGGUAUUUCAUACAUGUAUGUCGUGUUGUUUAUGAUGAUGGGUAAAAAUGCACUAUAUAAUUGUAUAUAAUAAUAACAACAGCAACAUCUAUCUGUAUAGCACUUUUGUGUGUGAGAGAAGGUGUUCAAAGUACAUAAGAUAUUAUUAUUUUAGUAAUCCUUACCCACCACUCUGCAAUGGUGAUAUUAUCUCUAAUGGCGAUAUUAUAUAAAUUGCAGGUGGGCGAAGCACAGAAGUUAGAAGGUAGUUUCAUUUUAACAUUUAACUUUUCGUUGUUGUGAUUCAUUCUCACUCGCUUCUAGUGUCACCCUGUGUUCCAGGGCUAUCCAACACGAUGCCCCUCAGAUGUUGCUGGCUUACAAUUCCCAUCAGCCCCAGCCAGCAUAGCCAAUCAUCAGGGUUGAUGGGAGUUGUAGUCCUCACAUGGGCUACCCAAGAUUAUUUUUUUUGAACAACCAUUGAAUGUUAUCCUGAACAGCCUGCCUCUUCUCCCCAUGUCAGCUUAAAAGCUGCUUUGUUACUUCUUCUCAGGGACUGGGCAGAGGAGGAAUGGUGAAGACCAGCUCCCUGUCCUGACCCUUCCAGGGAGGGGGAAGAGGAAGACAAUAUAGAUUUACAACAGGGAUUGGAGGGAGAUAGCAGCUCAGAGGCAGAUGAGGGGGAAAGAUGGGAAAUCAUGGGAGAGCUGGAACAACUCUCAGCUGAUACAUUGUCAUUAGAAAGCAUUCCAGACCCUCUAUCUCCCAGAACCCAGAGAGCCUUAACAGAAGGAGAGCAAAGAGCUCAAAGACAGAAGGCAUGUAGCAACACCCAUAGAAGAGACGAUGAGAAUGACGAAUGAGGAAGUGGGAGAGAAGGGGGGGUGGAGAUUCACUUGGGACAAUGCUGUUAUCCGAGAGGCUGCCUCUCUCUGUAAAGAUUGAAAUAAAAAAGGACGGUAAGAAACUUUCCCUUGUCUUUAUACUUUCCUGGGCAACCAGCCGGGAGCCACUGACAGCAUCCUGACAUUUCUUCAGCAUUGUGCACCAAUUGUUGGGUUCAGUGGUACUGUGGACAACCAAAGAACUAUGAUAAUUCAUCUGAAAGCAAAUAAAUUUUACUGAUGUAAUAAACUUGCACUUCCAGAUACCUGUCCAGUAAACCUGGCUGCAAUUAAGAAUGCCACAUGCAAGCCUGGCUUAAAAAAGACUGAACUCUCCAACUACUUCUACGUUUUCCUGCUGGGACAGCUGAUAAUGGGAGCAGGUGGGACUCCUCUUUACACACUGGGAACAGCUUUCAUCGAUGACAGUGUCCCCAAGCACAAGUCUUCAGUCUACAUAGGUAAGCUUAGCUGAAAUUUAUUUCAAGAAAUGUCCAUUUAUAUUGAUUAUCCAUCCAUAUUUGGAAGAAUGUCCAUAGUACCUCUUGUGCCUUCUGUUUGUUUACUUACAAUUGUAUACAUGCCUACAAGAGACGUAAGCCCUGCUGAGUCCAAUGGGAGUCCAGUGUGUGCAGAACUGCAAGAGGUUGAACAUACGCUAAAAAAAACAAAAUGGCAUAGUGGUUAGAAAGCUGGACUAGGACCUGGAUUCAAAUCCCCACUUGGCCAUGAAGCUCAUUUUACCUACGGGACCACCUCUCCCGGUAUGCCCCACGGAGAGCCUCAAGGUCCAUAAAUAGCAACACCCUAGUGGUCCUGGGCCCUAAGGAAGUUAGAUUAGUUUCAACCAGAGCCAGGGCCUUUUCAACACUGGCUCCGGACUGGUGGAACGCUCUGCCUCAUGAGACCAGGGCCCUGCAGGAUCUGAUUUCUUUCCGCAGGGCCUGUAAGACAGAGUUGUUCCACCUGGCCUUUGGCUUGGAGCCAAUUUGAUUCCCUCCCCCUCUUUCUUUUUCCUAUUUCCUUUCUCCUCCUGUGAUGAGGCUGCAUUUUAAUAUUUUGAUGUUUCAAUAUAAUAAUAAUUUAAUUUAAUUGCAUUAGCAUACAGCCAUAGCAAAAUAAGACAAUACAAAAAAUGUUGGGGACAAGCAACCAAGCAAAAUUCAAAGCGAUAUUGCUGGCGUAAUGACAUUUAAAACACCCUAAGACAAUAAUACAAAGAUUUGGUUGCCAGCACCAAAAAAACUAGUAUGCGGAUAUAAAUAAAGCAUAAAAUGGCCCCAAAAUAGGCUCAGCACGUUGAGUUAAAAAAGGUAAUAAAAGAAUUAAACAGGUCCAGGACUAGGGCACACUACCCUGUCAGAGUAGCCCUGAGUUUCAGAGCCUGCACUGUGAAGAUUGCCACCCCACGUGAAAUUUGGGGAUUUGCGUCCACAAGAAGUGCUUUCAGACAGUCUUCCUUAGAUGAAAUGGAGGACGGGAUCAAGAGGAGGAGCUUAGGUCUUAUUGGGUCAUAAAUAGGGCAGUAGAAAAAGAAAUGUAUGAAGUCCUCUACUUCAUUCAUUGUGCAUGGACAUAGACGCUGAGUAAUAGGGGUCUUAGAGUAGGUCCCCUGCAAGAAGGCCGUGGGUAUAGAAUGAAAACGGGCCAUUGUAAACGCUCUUCUCAGAUUGGGCUCCGUCAGGUCUAUCAAGUAGUUGGCAAGUGAUCUUACCACUUUCACUUUAGGGAGCCACAUGGAGAGGCGAGCUGAGGUGGACUGUGCCCGGUCCAUGGCCUCAUCUCUUAUAAGAAUCCAGUCCCGGAUUUUAUGUUGGUCCCAAGAUGACAACGUGUCGAAUUCUGGGAGGGAGUAGCGUACAGUAAUAGUCUCCAUGGCCUUGGACCAUUUGUUGGAGUGAGAACAAGUUGAAAAGGCUUGCCUGGCUAGUAGGGAACCUGGGGCAUUAAUUAAUUUGCAAUAAAAACUAAUAAUUCUAAUGUGGGCUCUCGCAACAAUGGAGGGGAGGCCCAGUUCUGUUCUUAACUGAGCAGCAACCGAGCCCUUGGGGAGACCCAGUAUCUUUCGUGCAAAAGAGUUUUGUAGAAUCUCCAGCCGUUGUAGUGUUUUUAAAUUCCACCCCCAGAUUUCAACCCCAUACAGUAACAUCGGGAGGACUUUGCUAAUAAAUGCUUUUCUGAUUGGUGGAACCAACUGGCCGCCUUUUGCAUAGAAGAAUUUCUCCAAGGCUUUGAUGGUUCUACGGGCAGCCAGGAUGGUCGUAUUUAGGUGAGCUGACCAGCUAAGCCCAUGCUGAAAAGUGAUUCCCAAAUACUUGAAAGCUGAGCAAUAUUCAAUAGAGUGGCCCUCAAAGUUCCAGAAUGACUUCCGAGUUUUCGUGCCAAAAGUAAGAAUUUUGGUUUUGGCGAAAUUGAUUUUGAGGGAAUUGGUAUCACAAUAUGUCAUGAGCCCUCUGAGCAUGUUGUUUAAGCCCUGCUUGGUUAAAGACAGUAUCACCAUGUCGUCCGCAUAGAGUAAUAUGGGGAUCUUGAGCUGUUGUAGAGAGGGGGCAGAUUGAUUUAGGGCCUGCAUAGUUGUAACGAUGUCGUUGAUAUAGAAAUUGAAUAGAAAAGGGGCCAAGAGGCAGCCCUGUUUGACCCCUUUAUUCAGAGGGAAAGGAUCAGAAAGAGCUCCCAGGGGGCCGAAUUUUACUCUGGCCGAUAUGUCAUUAUGAAUUUCCAUAAGAAGAAGGAGGAGUCUCUUAUCUAUGUUGGUGUAACUAAGCUUCUGCCAUAGCCUAUCUCUGGGAAUGGAGUCAAAAGCGGCGGUCAGGUCCACAAAAGCCGCGUGUAGUUUGCAGUUAAACCUGUUUAGGUAUUUAUCAAUCAGGGUAAAUAGAACAAGACAUUGGCCAGAUGUACUGUGACCUUUACGGAAGCCAGCCUGUUCCGAGUGGAAUAGCUUUGUUUCUUCUGCCCACUCGAUUAAUUUCUCUAGCAAGAAUCUAGAGUAAACCUUGUAUGAUAUGUCUAGCAGGCUGAUGGGUCGAUAGUUACGCGGAUCUUGUGGGUCCCCCUUUUUAUGUAUUGGGAUGACUAUGCUCUGUUUCCAAUUUGGCGGGAUCUUAAGAGUGGCAUUAAUAGUGGUAAAGAGAGAUGCAAAAAUAGGGGCCCACCACAUCUGGUUCAAUAAGAAUACCUCGGGUGUUUCAAUAUUUUAAUGUUGUAUUUUAAUCUUGUUUUUAAGUUGUAUUCAUUCAACUUGUUUUUAUUAUUGCUUGUUAGCCGCCCUGAGCCUGGCCUUGGCUGGGGAGGGCGGGGUAUAAAUUAUUAUUAUUAUUAUUAUUAUUAUUAUUAUUUAGAUGCCCUUUUGCGAGGAUAAAAUGGGGGGGGGAAGGGAGAACCAGGUAUACCACCUUCAGCUCCUUGGAGGAAAGAUGGCGUGUAAAUGUCAUAAUGGAUAAAAAUAAAUAAGUUGAAUAUAUGUGGGGCUCGCCCCUGGGAUCAGCUCCAGUCUCCUGCAUAUUUACUCUGCGUGCUUUCAGUGGGCUUCUGUCGAAUCUAGAAGUGAUCAACCUGUUUUGGCAUCUAGGCUAAAUGCAUACUAUUAUCUUAUAUUUCUACUCUGCAGGAAUUGGUUAUGGCAUGUCAUUGAUGGGUCCAGCUAUCGGUUAUGUAUUAGGAGGACAGCUGCUUAACAUUUAUGUUGAUUUCCAUCGUCACCCAAGGCAAGGAGGUUUUUUCCCCUUCUUUUUUCCUUUUACUUCCAUAGUGUUACCCUAGAAUUCCAUUACCCCCCCCCCAACAACAGUUACUAAACUUUGCAUUUUAGCUUUAUGCCAAACAGAUAAAAAAUAUACCCACUGGAUGUUGAACUGGACUUGGGGGACUGGCGUUAGGAUGUCAGAACAACCACAGAGUUAAGAGGCAUUUUCUUAGUUAACUUACUGUUUAUUUGCUUUUGAUCAAUGAAGUAGAAAAAUAAAACUUAGUUAGUGAACCAGAACUGUAAAAGAUAGUAAUUUCCCCAGCUGGUGAGGCAGCAGUACCCUUGUUUAUAUAAUUGUUAUUACGUUGGAUCAUAAAGGGCUCAGUAUGUGAUGAAUGAGCCGGAGGUGUAUAAUUUAUCUUGCAGAAUAGCCUGGCAGAAUGUACUGGAAAGUGACUCAGCUAAUCAUGUCUGUAUUAAAACUGUGUUUGCUAAAUUACUAUCUUUCUAGACAUGACAUCACUCCAGAAGAUCCACGUUGGGUUGGAGCUUGGUGGGUAGCGUUUGUUGCAUGCAGUUUCUCUACGUGCCUUUUGGUAGCACCGUUUUCAUAUUUCCCAAAGCAAUUGCCAGGUAAACACAUUUUCUGAAGCAGGAGAGAAGUGCCAUCCUGAGUGGUUAGGGCCUCAAAUAUCUAGUUGGAAGCUCUAAGGUUCUAGUAUGAAAGGGGCUUGAAAUAUAUACCCUGCCUUGGCCUAAACAUGGCUCCAGUGCUCCUGUUUUAUGGUGACCUAGAUUUUGUGAGGUGCUUGAGAAUCAUUGCGUUAGUUGUUUUAGCCCUCGUAGCCAUCAACGGAGAGAUCACAGUUAUGUCUGCCCACUUGCACAUGAGAAAUUGCACUAGUGCAACGGGUUUUUCCUUCUGCCUUCCAAUGCCUUGCCCCCUCAAAUCUGCUCCAGAAUAUUCCCUUACCCUCCAGAGUAGAUGUGGCAGUCCUUUGUGGGCUGAAGGUGGAGAGGAGGACCAAGAAGUCCCAUUGUGCUAGCUCUUUUUUUUUUUAAAUGAUAUUUAUAAAAAUUUCAGAAACAAAAAAUUACAUAGUUAAAGAGAAAAGAAACAAGAAAAAAAAUAAAAAAGAGAAAAAACAUACAAAAUACAAAGUACAGGGAAAAAGUAAAAAAACACUUAAAAACAAAUUAAUCCUUCCGUAUCUUACAUUUCAUUUCCUUGCUUCCCUGACCUCCUCUCACCUCCCUUUUUUGUAUUCCAGUUCAAUUGGUUAAUUCAGCAAUUCCUUUCCCUCUUUGUUUUUGUCUUAGUCCUUUAACUUAAUAUAUUAUAGCUUUAGAUUCUCACCUAUUAAUAAUCCAUUUUUACAUACACCUUUAUGACAUUGCUGCUAAAACCGCUUAACUUCAUUCUGACAUCAUUCUAACAUUCAUCCAUUGUGCUAGCUCAUGCUAUGUUGCUUUCCCCUAGGCUUAUCCGACAAGUAAUAUUACUGAAGUAUUGAAAGCAGCAUGCACACGCACACACAUAUGAAAGCAGGGAUCCCAGCAGAAUCAUGAAGCCACCAUUUUUCAUUAUUUGAUAGAGGCAGAUAUAAAUCUGAGACUUCUAUGUCGUUUACCUGCACUGCUCUACUUUAAUCAUCCGUUGGGGAUUUGGAUUCAUUCAUAUAUUUGUAUGCAUGUGUAAAACAAACAAGAACUGCCACAAUCUAGCAUUUUUAGUUACUGGUAGCUAGAAUGCCCAAUAUUUAGAAAUCACUUGGAUGUCUUAUAAAAUAAUUUUAAAAACCCAUAAUUAUGAGAGAAACAUAGCUCUUCCUUGCACAUUGGCUAAGAAGGUAUGGAGGCCAGGUGCAGAUGAGCUAUAAAACUGAAUCUGUUUUAGGGAUCAGAUUUUACCUUUAGAAAGAUAAAAAGGUAUAAAGGAAGAAACUUUUCUCAAACACCUGGGCUAUAAUUAUCUUGGCCAGGUGGACCCCAAGACCUUGUUUGCAGGAAAACUGUCAUCUUACUCUAACUUAUCUCAGAAAAUGGCCACAAGCUUAUGUCUCUCAGAAAAAAAUACCAAGUCCCCUCAUGAAUCCCUGCAGUUGUGCUGAUAGGGUGGGACUUUGGGGCAGAAGUCCAGGGCCCCACUUAGCAGAAUGAGGCGGUGGUCCCCCAAUGCAGCAUGGAACUGGCUUUUCCUGUUUUGAUCCAAGGUUGUAAUCCUUUGCCCAGUUUCCUGGCUAGGCCACUGGGGAAGUUCCCUCUGAUGCAUAAAGAGAUUGUCUUUUUUCUUUUUUCUUUUUUCAAGCAUGGGUGGAAUCCUAAUCCUCAAAUUGGGUGAAGUGAUACAUCACCCAGUUCUGAUGCAGCAGCAAAUUCAGGGUAGAAGGGCUUGGUGGAAGUCUCUGUCCAUAAGCCAUGCGUGGGGCAUAUGGGCCAUAGAGCUUCCAGCAGCGGCCUUAGGACAGCUACCUCCGUAGAUUGGCAUCUUGGGGAGGCCAUAACCUUGGAAUGACCCGCAGGAGGCUGAAAUGGAUAUACAGCCAAUGCCUGAGCCAAUGAUCCACCUACACCUGUAAUCAAUAAAGUUGUGGCCAUUUUCAACCCAAUUAGUUGUCUGCCUGAGCCUGUUCUGCCACAGGUUAUCUUGUUGCUGACAGGCGAGGGGGUGGGGAUGGCUUUGUGACUUGGCCCGCAAGAGAUUUUCUUCUUUUCUUCUUUUAAAAAGCAGAGCUGUCUUUUAAAUGUCCUGGCUGUGCUUUUUAAAUAGACAAACCAGACCGAAUAUGAGCCAAUCCCUAUCAGCCACACUUGUCAGGAAGGAAGGCUUGUGUGAGUCAAUUAGAGAUGUUGAAAAAGAAAUUAAAUGUGCUGAGUUUUUCACACCAGAGAUGGAUAAGCGUGUCGGACUCCUUAUAACUGUUUAUACUUAACAGCACAUGUUCAACAGUGUGGGGGAGGAGGGAAACAGACUCCAGUUCACAAAGGAAUCACAUACACACAUGCGCCCAUCCAAGCAAACUGGCUGACUCCAAAUGGUCCCAGAUAUGGAGCUUUGUGAAGUUAAUUUGUCAAACAUUAAAAACAGCAGCUUAUUUCCUUGUGAUUUCUGUUCUCUAGUGCCAGGUACAGCUGUUAAUCAUGCCUUUCUGUAUAUAUAUAUAUAUAUAUAUAUAUAUAUAUAUAUACACUUGAUGAGCUUUCUCUCCCACCGCCUCAGGUACGCACAAAAUACGAGCUGAAAAGAUUUCUGAAGCACAUCAUGGUGGAGCUGACGUUCAGUCUGAAUAUGGUGGGAGGAGUCUCAGAGACUUUCUGCUGACACUCUGGGUAAUUAUAAGCAAGGAAUCUAGAACAGUUUCCUCAGAUUCAUGUCAUUGCCUAUCUGUGUGCUUGGAGUGCUAAUAACACUUCCAUAGACAACAUGACCCUGUUCUCAUGUUUCAUUUCUGGUUGGGUGCUAGGUAAGAUUGGCUGCCUGAUCACGUUAUUUAAUUCAGAACUUUUGGUAAAUGGGACAAAGUAAAAAACAGAAUUAUAACCCCAAAGCAAAGGACAAAUGCUUUAAUUAGGAAUAAUACAGUUUAUCAACACAUACAGUUUUUUUAAAGCAACAACACCCACAUGUAAAUCUGCUUAUCAAUGCACAGUCACUGAUUAUUAUCUCUCAGAAUUGUUUUGUGUCCACCUCUUCCCCUAAGCCCAGGUUACACAUGACAUGAAUGCAAUUGACAUGCACAGUUUGAAAAAUGUAAAUAGUAGCUUCAGGGGGAUUGCAAGCUGAGAGUUUAACCAUUCUCUCCCUGCCAUGGCCUGAACAGAAAUCCCUGCUUGGAAACUGCCGUUUGCAACAGAAGGGAAGCCUGCGUUUAGGCCAGUGGCACCCCAGGCUUAGACCAUCUCAAAGUGACAUUAUUUUUAAUCCCUCCCCAAAUAAUGUAAGAAGGAGGCAGAACUGACUUAAAAAAUGAACACAUUACAAAAGUGCUGCAAACCAGAAUUAGACUUACCCAUCCAUUCCUAAUAAUAGUUUUGUGACAAAAAUCCAUAUCAGUUCCAAUAUUUGCAUUAUCAAACUUGUUAACUGCGAAAAUAUAAGCAAAUGUCAGAAGUCACAAAAUAAUUCCUCUCCUUUUUUUCCUAGUUGCUUCUGAGGAACCCAGUGCUGAUGUGUCUUGUAUUCGCCGCCUCAAUGGAAGCCUGUGUUGCCACUGGCUUUGCAACUUUCUUGCCCAAAUUUAUAGAAAACCAGUUUGGAUAUACAUCUAGCUAUUCAGCCACCUUAGGGGGUAAUGUAUUUUUCUUAUCUGUUUUACAGAAUAUGCUCUUAACCUGUUUACUGCUUGAGUUUAAUAACAAGAGCAGAGUAAAACUGGAUUAGUAAUACAAAGUCUGCAGUACUAAACAGGUUUACUGGGGAAUAUGGUCCACUGAACCCUGUGAGGCUUAUUUCUGUGCAAAUAUGUUUUCCUAGUGCAUGGCUAAGAACAGACCCUCAAAGUGUCCCUAUUUUCUAGGAACAGUCCCGGAAUUACAGAAGCCAUCCCAGUUUCUGAUUUGACCCCCAAAGGCCCUGCUUUUCCUGCAUAGGAAGUCCCUAUUUUCAUUGGAGAAAUGUUGGAGGGGGAUGUAAGAAUCAGCUAGGAACUGAGCUAAUGUCUCUUGGCCUGCACACUGAUCCCUUUGAGAGGAAUCAGGGAAACUAGCCCCAAUGACUGUUUAUAUCUCUAUGUCAGAGACAGUAUUUCUGAAUGUUGAUUGCUGGGAAUCACUAUUGGGAAGAAUGCUUACAGGAUCCCCUGGGCAUGGCCACCUGGAAAACAAGAUGCUAGACUUUGACAGCCUUUGGCCUGAUCAGGGAAGAAUGUUCUUAUAUUCUUAAGCAGUAUGAAACUCCUGUUGGCUAGAUCUUUAUUUAGUUGCUUCUGCAUUAGCCCUGGGUAUGUCAGACACUGGUCUCGACUACGUGGUUAUUUCAGAUAUUUCUAAACUGAGGAAAAAUGUCCUCCUCAGAUUUGCUUCCCCACACAGAAACAGUGAAUUGGAAAAGGGGACAUACCAUCUUUUUGUGUUGGUGUGGGAAAGCUUUUCUGAACAUUUUAGGGUGGUAACAAAUUGGUGGUAGCAGUAGCUUUUAAGAAGUCAUCUUUUUCCUACUUUCCAUGUGUGUGACCACAAUUCUGUCCCCUGCCCCAAAUGUGAAGAGACAUUUCCAGAAUAUGUUUGUGUGGCUCUUAGAAUGAGGCUGUACCAUAAAGAGGCUUUACUGGAGACACAGCUUGAGUUGGCAUGUUUUUAAAAAAGGGAGCCUACUUAGUGUAACAUGUAGUUUGGCACUGAGAGAGCAUGCUAGCCAGAAGAGAAGGUGCAGUUGAGAUCAAAGAUAUAUAACGUUUGGCUCUCUCUGUGUGGCAUUAGAUUCAUGCAUAACAGUGCAGUUAGGUUCAAUGGCCCUGUGAUGUGCAGCAAAAGUUGACUGGCAAGCCACAUGGGUACAAAAUCAAAAUGAUUUGAAGCAUGUGGUAAGAUGGAUUUUGGAGUUGCAAGCUAGGGUGGUGCAGUGGUUAGAGUGCUGAACUAGGACCUAGGAGAGACACAAGCUCAAAUCCCCACUCAACUGUGAAACUCAUUUGGUGACCUUCUGCCUCUCAGUUGAAUCUACCUCACAGGGUUGCUGUGACAAUACGGGGAAGGGGGAAGAUCGUGCACACUACCUUGAGUUUCUUGAAGGAAAUGGUGGGAUAUAAAUAUUAUAACAAUAAAUAAACUGAUUUAACUGUUGUUUAGAUAUUAUUUAACAUUCAAUAUAUAUAUUCUUAAGCCCUUUUUGUGUGUUAUAGUCAUGUAGGUCUUUCAUGGGUAGAAAGGGAAAUGAGGCCUAGCCUUGCCUCAACAUGAUGCACUUCAUGAGUCCUGCCUCCUUGAUGUUGGUAUCUGUGCACCAUGUUGGGGUAGGAUUAGCAUUAUAACCCACUUUUGCUUCUAUCUGUGAAAGUUUUAUGUGCAUGUACCAUUUCUAUAUGUUCACUGUUUUAUAUUUUCUGGAACUAUUGAUGACUGCUAUUAUUAACAAUAAAUGUUAAUUCAAUAUCUGUUGUCACCUUGUUUUCCCGCAGGACUUGUGUUGGUCCCAGGAGCAGCAAUAGGUCAAAUCAUAAGUGGUAUCUUAGUUUCCAAGCUCAAACUAAAUUGCAAAAGCAUACUCAAGUUCAUUGUCCUUACUUGUUCAGUGGCGCUUGGAUUCAAUAUGGUCUUUUUAAUUGCUAUAUGUGGGAAUACACCAUUUGCGGGUGUCUCAGAAGAUUAUAAUGGGUAAGUAUUUGUUCAAAAGAACAACAAUGAGAUGGGCCUGACUAUGUGUAUUUCAGUGUAUACUGUGUGUAUACUACUGAUGACAAUGCUCAGAGGAUGACCUCCAAACCAUCUUAAAUAUAUUUGCAGAAGCUUACAAAAAGUUUGGCCUAUCGCUCAACAUCCAAACAUCCAAAGUGCUGCACCAGCAAGUACAAAAUAACCCCUCUGCAGUGCCACAAAUCCAACUCAAUGGUGUAAUGUUAGAAAAUGUCCAUCACUUUUAAUUGGGCUGUUAUCUUUACACAAGGGCCAACAUUUAUGCCAAAAUCCAGCAUUGCCUGAGCUCUGCGAGUGCGGCUUUCUUCCGAUUGAAGUGCAGAGUGUUUGAGGACCAGGACAUUCGAAGGGAAACCAAAAUGCUUGUUUACAAAGCUAUUGUACUACCAACCUUACUGUAUGCUUGUGAAACAUGGACCAUUUAUAAACGCCUUCUCCAGCUCCUUGAGAGAUUCGAUCAAUGGUGUCUCUGAAAAAUUUUACACAUCACUUGGGAAGCCAGGUGGACUAAUACCAGUGUACUGGAAGAAGCAAAGAUCACCAGUGUUGAAGCAAUGAUUUGUCAACAUCAACUUCGUUGGACUGGUCAUGUUGUGUGGGUGCCUGAUUAUCAUCUUCCAAAGCAACUACUCUAUUCCGAACUUAAAAAUGGAAAGCGUAAUGCUGGUGGUCAACAAAAGAGGUUUAAAGACUGUCUCAAGGCAAAUCUAAAAAAAUGUAGUAUGAACACCAACAAUUGGGAAAAACUUGCCUGCAAGCGCUCCAGUUGAAGAACAGCCUUUACCAAAGGUGUCAUGGGCUUUGAAGACACUUCAACUCAGGACGCAAGGGGGAAAUGUGCUAAGAGGAAGGCAUGCUUGGCAAAUCCACACUGUGAUCAAUUCCCUCCCGGAAACCUAUGUCCCCACUGUGGAAGAAUGUGUGGGAUCCAGAAUUGGCCUUCACAGUCACUUACGGACUCAUUGUUAAAACCAUGUUUAUGGAAGACAAUCUUACUCGGCUAUGAGUGAUUGCCAAAGAAGAAGAAGAAUACUGCUAUGAGAACAAAAAUCCAAUGCAGCUAGUUCUUGAGGGUUAGGUGUUCUGAGCCUAAUUAUGCAUGUAUCCCUUGAUAGCUAAUCGGGGCUGUCACAACACACAGUGGGAUUCAUGAGCAGUUCAUUAGUCCUGUCACAUUUGACGGAGCUUAUCAUCUAUUAGUCAGUACAUAGCGGGGGCUUAUCCAAUAUAACAACACAAAGGCAGCUUUCUGUUCAUGUUCUCUAGAUUGGAGCAAUGGAUUUUGAUAUGAUUCUGGCUUCUAGACUGAAGAUUGUGAUAACUAUUAACUAUUGACAAAUAUCUCCUUUUGGGACAAGGAAUACUAGAAAGUGGUGGUAGUCUUACCCCAAGUGUGAUCGGAUGAAAUGGACUUUCUGGACCCAUUUCAGUCAACACCAUGGUCUAGCGUUGAAACAGCCUUGGUUCUGAUGGAUGACUUUGUUAGAAGAGAGGCGGAAGGAAGGUGACCCUACUGAUUUCCCUUCUCGGUGGCUUUUGAAACUGUCAGCCAUGGUAUCUUACUGGACCAGUGCUGUGCGCUGGGAACCCUCCUGCCUGGAGCUUUGGUUCACUGCACUGUUUAGACACCUACUGAAAACCUCUCUCCCCAGGCACAUGAUUUAGUUAACAUUUGUUUUAAUUAUAUUAAUUAUUUUCUCUUUGUUCUUAAUGAUGGUUUUAUGUAUAUUUAUUUUUAACCGGUUUGUGUCUUUUAGCCAUGUUUUAUAUAUAAUUUGAUCUGUGCACCAUUUGGAGAUUUUUUUCUCUUUUUUUGAGCAAGCAAAAAUUUCCUAGAUAAAAUUGUAAAUAAAUAAGUAUCUUGGGGGGACUUCUUCUCCAUACUAUGUGCUGUGUAAUCCCACAAGGUCCCACCUUGUCCUCUAUCCUCUUUAAGUCCUCAGAGGGUUUGGAGUGAAAGGUCCACCAUCUUGUUUGGAGAACAUCCAGGUUCAUUCUCUGGUAUAUCUAAUUUUAAAAGAACUUACACCUUUCCUUUAUUUCAGAUUUUAAAACUGUUUGCAUGGUUUUUGUCGUAUGAUUUUGGGUUUAACUUUCGGAAACCGCUAUGAUAUUUGUUUGAAACCAGGCAUAUAAAUAUUUUGAUAAAUAUCAUGUCUGCGUGCAGGAUUCCUGACAGCACUUGGCUGGCCACAGUGGGAAACACAAGGCAAGACUAGUUUAGAUUUUGGUCUGAUCCUGUAGAGAUCUUAUGUUCUUACUCUUUAAUUGUUCAGAAUAUGUUCUUAGGAGAUACCAAAAGCUGCAUAUGCUUAGCUCAUUUGACUUUUAUCUCUCUGUUUCAGGACAGGCACAUUAUCAAACUUAACUGCGCCUUGCAACUCCCACUGUAGAUGCUUGCGUUCAAACUAUUUACCAGUCUGUGGCACAAAUGGAGUCCAGUAUUUUUCUGCAUGUUAUGCAGGAUGUACCUCUGCUGUUACUAUUCAAGACGGUUCAAAGGUAUUGCCAUUUUAUAUCAUGGGUUGACAAUGCAGAAUUUACCUUAGGUCUAAAGGGUGGCAAAAUGAAUUUGGCUGGCAGGCAGGAUCCUAAUUUUCCCUAUCCCCUGCAGGACAGACCUGUCAAUCACCUGAUGCCACCUGCCAAUCACCUGACAAAUCUGCCAGUCACCUGAUAACACCCGACAGCUUCAAAGGGGCUUGCUCUGAUAGGGAACUAAGAAUGAAUCAUAGAAUCAUAGAGUUGGAAGAGACCACAAGGGCCAUCGAGUCCAACCCCCUGCCAAGCAAUGAGCCCCUUUGAAGGUGCACUGUCAGCUGAUUGGCAAUGAAGACACAUAUUCAAAGGGACUCGUUGUAGCUGCUGAUCAGCUGAUAACACUGGUUAAAGUCUAUUUGGAGACAUAGUCUGCAAUCAAACCACACUUGCAAGUGAACAGCUUGGGGCUCACUGUCACUGCAGAUCAGCUGAUUGGAUGCUGCACUGAGCCACUUUGAAUGUGCACUGUCAACACCAGUCCGCUGACUAGUGCUGCUAAGCAAGCCCUGCUUUCCAAGGUACCAUCAGGAGCAUACUUUAAGCUUCCAGUUGUUCCACUGCAGCCAUGCCUUUGCCUACCCCGCACCUCAAGCCACAUAUGACAUUUGUGUGGUGCAGGUGAGUGUGGUUUGUAGAAAACAGCUUCUCAGGCCAGAUUUGGCCCACUGGUCUGCCUCUGAGUUCUGGGUGCUAAAAGUGUUUACAGUGGUACCUCUGGUUAUGAACUUAAUUCAUUCCGGAGGUCUGUUCUUAACCUGAAACCAUUCUUAACUUGAGGUACCACUUUAGCUAAUAGGCUCCUGCUGCUGUGCGAUUUCUCUUCUCAUCCUGAGGUAAAGUUCUUAACCCGAGGUACUACUUCUGGGUUAGCAGAGUCUGUAACCCGAAGUGUUUGUAACCUGAGGUUUUUGUAACCUGAGGUACCGCUGUAUUUAGCAAACGUGUCCUUUUCAAACAUAUAUUAAUUCAUUAAUUUACUUAAUUAUUAUUAUUAGCAUUUGUACAACACUUGUAUGAAUAGCAUACAAGAGAAGUUAUUUUCUCAACACAAAUUUAUUAAGGCAUGUUUUGGGGGUUGGUCUGGUAAUCUGAACUCUUCAGUUCAGAUAGAUCUUGAUUCUUCCAUGCUCAUCACUACAUAAAAUAUUUUCAUAUGAUGGCAUGGCAGGAUGGGAUGUGGGGCUAGUCCACUCAUGCAUGCUUCUCUAUGCCUCAUGUUUGUCACUAUGGUGAUAGUUUUCAACUAAAGAAGGGAUCUGCUCCUCCACACAGCAAGAUAGUUCUCAUUACAGUGGUACCUCGGGUUAUGAACUUAAUUCGUUCUGGAAGUCCGUUCUUAACCGAAAGCGUUCUUAACCCGAGGCGUGCAUUCCCUACAUAGGCCUCCCACGGCUCAGGAAGCAGAUUGCGUUUGUAUCCUGGGGUAAAGUUCGCAACCCGGGAGACCUACUUCUGGGUUUGUGGAGUUCGUAACCCAAAGCGUUCGUAAGCAGGACUGUUCGUAACCCGAGGUACCACUGUAUUACUUGUAUCAUAAGGCAAAUUAACUUAAGGAAGUUCCUAGAAGGAAAGUUUGCCAUCCUCCUCAUAUCCCCUACCUAUGUCCCCACUCCCUAAAGAGUGAGAAGCCAUCUUGAACAAUGUUGGGUUGGGCAUGGGGGGAUGCUGGGGACCAGGGAACUUUCCUUCCUGUGAGCUUCCUUACACGGACAUUCUUAGGUUCUAAGCCUGAUUUCCUCCUCCACCAGCCCUAUGUCCAGGGUAGUGCUCCAGGUGCAUUGUAGAAGGUGUGGGUCGACUUCAUGGUCCUCCCUUUCCUGUUGAAAUGAAGGCAGUUCCAUAGAAACAUCUUCUCUGUUUCUGCUGUAAUUGGUUAAGCACUUUGUUAUUCAAUAUUGCUAAUAUUGGAAAUAGUGAUUACUUCAUUUGGUGUGCUCAUAUUUGUAUAUAUGUACUGUUUAUAGGUCUUCACCAACUGUGACUGUGUUGUGAAUCCCAAAUCUUCCACUGAGAAUAUCAUCUAUGGGGCUACCCCUGGGAAAUGUGCAUCAAACUGUUCAUCCCUGCCUCUGUUCCUUGGCUUCUUCUUCUUCACUAUUGUUUUUACGUUCAUGGCAGUGACACCAACAACAGUGGCCAUUCUAAGGUAAAUUUUGUUUCUAUCCUACUUACUGAUCACUGCAAAAUGCUAUAAAUUUCCUCUCUAAUUUUUUUAAAUAAAUAAAUAAAUAAAUAAAUAAAUAAAUAAAUAAAUACCACUCAUUCUUUUUACCCCUCUCUGUCUUCCUUCUCUAGCACAAUUCAGAAAGGAACAGAGGGUUACAUCCAACUAAGUUAUACUCAGAGUAGACACAUUGGAAUCAACACAGCUAAGUUAGACAUGCCCAUUCAUUUCAAUGGGCAGUGUUUAGCUGAAUAAAUGUGUGAACAGAAUGAUUUCUGCUUGUCCAAUGGGACUUUCCCUGCUCUCCUCCUCAUGUGUGCUUCCUAUUCUCCACAAACCCAUUCUGAAACAUUGGGGAAACCCCCCAGGACAUUGUGUGUGUGUGGGGGGGGUUAUCCUGUUGUGUAAGUGGAAUUACUUCCAUUUGCACAAAGUGCUACUCAGUGCUAAUAAGUCUACUCUGAGCAUGACUAACUUUGGAUACAAUCCAGAGAUAUUCCGGGUAGAGGUGAAGGAUAUUGACUAUGUUGUAACUUUAUUUAACUUCCUUUUAAAUGAUGUUAAGAGGGAGGAAGUGUCAUACAUUACGUGACUAAUGUGUGUUUUAGUGGAGUGGUCAUCUGUAAAAUUGUUUAUGAAUAUAACUAGCAGUAUGGUUGAUGUCUAUAGAUGAUGAAGUACAGGUAACACGCAACUUAUGUGGAUUUAGAUUUAUGAAUAUAUAUUCCAUAUAUAUACCAUAUAUAUAUAUAUAUAUAUAUAUAUAUAUAUAUAUAUAUAUAUACCAUAUAUAUAUAUGGUAAAAGGGACACGGGUGGCGCUGUGGUCUAAGCCUCUUGGGCUUGCUGAUCAGAAGGUUGGCGGUUCGAAUCCCCACAAUGGAGUGAGCUCCCGUUGCUCUUUGCCAGCUCCUGCCAACUUAGCCAUUCGAAAGCGUGCCAAGUGCAAGUAGAUAAAUAGGUACCACUGUGGCGGGAAGGUAAACAGUGUUUCUGUGUGCUCUGUUUUCCGUCACUGUCGGCCUGAAAGUGAGAUGAGCACCACAACCCCAUAGUCGCCAUGGGGUCCUUUACCUUUUAUAUAUAUAUAUAUAUAUAUAUAUAUAUAUAUAUAUGGUAAAUGGGGUGGAAAUGGAGUGGGUGUCUGGAAAAAAAAGACUUUUGCCAUUCUACCUGCCAUUAAACCUAAUGGGUUCUGAUUAUAUUUGAUUUUGGCUUUAGGCGUUAUCUCUGGGACAUAACCCCUAUUUAAGUUGAAAGUUGCCUGUAAGUUAAAUAACACAAGCAAGCUGAAUAUGGGUGGGGGGAAUCUUAUAGGGGAGAAAUCUGAUUCAGUUUGCAUUUAAAAUCAAACUUACCAAACCCAUACUUUCUGAAACAAGGUGUGAACUGAAAUACAGCCAUCCCCUGAAAUACACAAUUUUCUAAACUUUGCAAUGCAGUUCUCUAGUCAAGCUAGCCAAAAAUACACAUACAGUCGUACCUUGGUUUGUGAAUGCCUUGGUAAGUUUUGGCUCCCGAAUGCCACAAACCCAGAAGUGAGUGGCUGUGGCUUCCGAUUGAUGAAGCUCCUGCCACCAAUCGGAAGUCGUGCCUUGAUUUUCGAACUUUUUCAGAAGUUGAAUGGACUCCCAGGACAGAUUAUAUCCGAGAACCAAGGUACGGCUGUAUUAGGGUGAAGGGCGUAUAUAAAUGCAUAUAUUAGUGGACAUAGCAUGUGAAAUGCAUUUACUCAGGAAAAUUGCUUGCAAACAUGCAUAUAUUUUCAAAACUGUAUAUUACAUAUUAAAAGAAACUUGCACUAAAAGGCUGACACAUUUUUGUAAGGGUUUUCCAGUGCAAAUUGCUGUUAAAUUUAAGAUAGGAAAAAUUAGAAUCUGAGAUAACAGAAAGUUGACUGAUUUGUCCAUCUGUGCUUGAAUGUAUAGAGGGAUGGAGAGGCUGACUAUUCCUAAUAAUAAUAAUAAUAAUAAUAAUAAUAAUAAUCUAUAGUAACCUAAAUGUAAAAUGUAUACUUAAGCAGGGCUUUUUUCCAGGUUUGAGGGGCCCUUGGCAAAUAGGUGGAUCCUUGCCUAAACUAGGACUCCCCCACAGUUUAUUCAUUUAUUCAUCCGUGGGCAGCAACAGGACUCAAGUUUGAAGACAUUUGGUCUCUCCUGGAAGCUAACAUUUUAAUUCCCUGCACUAUAGCCCAGCACUGGGAAAAGGACAUUUAUUUAACAGGAACCCAAGUUAGGCACCAGUGGUAGGCACUGUGGGUUUUCCAGAGCCCUGGCAGCUGUCCAAUGAUUCUGGGUGCUGAUAUCAGGCCGGACACUAAUCAGUAUUGGUUGGACCUUAUGGUGUCUAUUUUUUUGCCUAUUCCAGAAUUCACACCAGCAGCCUGGAUAGCUAAAACAGUUAAGAUAUUUUGUAGGCAAUGUAUUGCAUAACAACAUCUUCUUUGUGGAUAACAGUAUCCCUUGCUGUAUGUGUGUUUUGGAACUCUCAUACGAUGCAAAAACUGUUCUUUGAUGUUGUAGAAUCACAUAAUAAUUUUGCCUUUCCUUUCCUUAAAAACUAGAUGCCAGCAUGGAACAAUUUACAGAUAUAUUGUUGAAUUUGAUUUUCUUGUUUUUCAUGUUUUUUAUUGUGUCUCUUGUUUAUUCGUAAAGACUGCAUUUUUCUUAAGUAGGCAUUGUAUCUACAAAAUUACAGAAUGAAAACAAAAACUGUUUUCAUACUUCUAAAUGAGAAGUAACACAUGGAAAUGUUGAAUGGUUUCUUUAAAUGUAAAGGUUCAUCACUGUUCUACCCGAUGUGUAUGUCUUUAAGGGGCCAGAGCAAGGGCCAGAGCAAGAUAACGAGACCCAGCUUUACAGCUGUGAAACAUAGCAGGUGCUGCUGAGUUGUAUUGAUUAAGCUGUGUUGGUAAUUGGGUGUAGUAUAUAAGGAGCAGCACCUAGCUCUCCCAUUACCCUGGGGGAUGGGUUGGUGGUUGGGUCAUGUUGGUUUGUUAAUGUAUUUAGUGUAGAAGGAGUUUUUGUUUUUGUAAUUAAAACCUUGUUUAAGUUAUUUUUGAGUCCCUUUUUAAUGCAUGGUCUCCCCAGCAAGCUCUCUGCAGCGCUACCAUACUGCAAAUAGCCAACAGGAAGCAUGAUUUGAAAAUAUAGAUGAACAGAAGAAGCAGUAGAUUUGAAAGUUACAUUGCUGCCAUUUCCUUAAACUUCAAAUCUUAAUGUAUUUUAAAAUUGGAUGAGGUUUUCAUACCACUUUUGGUGUUCUCCCUCACUGCUGUUUUAACAUUUGUAUUUUUUAAGAUAGCUAUGCAUGCUUUAUACUGUUAACCACCCUCAUACUUUCUGCUGAAGGAUGGUAUAAAUCUCUAUUAAACAAUAAAUCAAACUUUGGUUUACAGGUGUGUACCAGAAAGGCACCGAUCAUUUGCUAUGGGGGUUCACAUGCUCUUUCUACGAAUUUUGGGUAUGUUUUCUAAAACCUCUAUACUUAAGUAGGAACUAGGAACAAUGGUCACAGUUCUAAGAAUCACAAGUGCCCUGAGGCUCCAUAGUUACCGUAUUUUUCGCUCUAUAAGAUGCACCAGACCACAAGAUGCACCUAGUUUUUGGAGGAGGAAAACAAGAAAAAAAUAUUCUGAAUCUCAGAAGCCAGAACAGCAAGAGGGAUCGCUGUGCAGUGAAAGCAGCAAUCCCUCUUGCUGUUCGGGUUUCUGGGAUAGCUGCGCAGCCUGCAUUCGCUCCAUAAGACGCACACACAUUUCCCCUUACCUUUUAGGAGGGAAAAAGUGAGUCUUAUAGAGCAAAAAAUAUGGUAUCUAUGGAAAAGGAAGGAUCAGGAUGUUACCUGUACAAAUGUAGGUAACGGGUGACUCAAUCAUGGCUGAUGUACACUAUCAUUAGCUCUAUUCAGGCUGAAGUUUAAAACAUAUCUUUCUUAAGUUGAUAUUGACUCUGGAGGAGAUACUACUGAUAAUUUAUUGCUGCUGAUUUGUGUUUAUUUUUUAUUUAAAAUACACAUGAAAGGCUCAUUUCAUUGAAUAUUUUUAGAUUUCAUUAAAUUCUAUGUUGCUAGCCAUGGUUUCUUUUGAGCAAAACUUAGUAAUAAAUAACUUGUAAAUGAAUAGGCUUCUGGAAUAUUGUUGAUUUCUAAAUAAGCAAUAUUCUUCUACAUCCCAUAACUCGUCUAUAUAAACUGCCACAUAUAGUGCUCCAAGCAGUACAAUCUUGCCAUAUUUCCCUGAUUUCUUAUAAUAACUCAUGGGGUUUUGCUCUGAAGCACACUUUGUUACUCUGUUGUAGCUCUGGAGCAGGGUUGGAGACAUGGAACAGACUAGUGGGACAGAUCCUUAUCUCCCAUAUAGAGAUGCGAAGGCCUGGAAAAAACCUGGAAAACUUGGGGGAAAACCCAGGUUUUUUCCAUUCUCUCCCCCCCCCCCAGCUUUCCCCAUACUCCCCCUCCUCCGUUUUAUUUCCAAAGCCUUUUUUUUCUGGAAAAAAUGAAAAAACAGUUUGAUAUAGUUUGAAUAUUCCACACACUCCCACCCUUUUUUUUCUGGGGGAAAACAGCUUUGCAAAACAACAACGACAACAACAACAAUCCUGCGGGAAAAGUGGCCCCCCCAUUUUUUCUGGUUUUUUCCAGGGCUUUCCAUCUGUACUCCGCUACUGCUUAUCAGCCAAAUCUGACCAGUGGAUUGGGUCCCUCAGAGUGUCUCCCGUCACUGAAAAUUGGUGUGUGUGGGGAUUUGCCCUCCCUUGCUUCAACAGUUCCAAAUUUGUCUGUUAGUUUUGUGUUAAGAACUUUGCCAGGCUCUACGUUUCAUUUCCAUUUUGAUGAUUUAUCAAGUGAAAACUUAUUAAAGAUUGAGGAAAAACAUCAAUAUGGUGACACUGGCUAGUCUGUACAUUCAGAGGGCAUGAUCUGGAGGCAUGAAUGCAUGGAGAAAUGUUCUUGUUUGAGAGAGCACAUUGCAGAGGUAACUGAGAACAGGAGGAUCUGGAUCAUAAUCUGAAUCUUAAAAUCUGAAUUUUUUUUGACAGUCAAUUGAUAGCAUAGGGUUUAUUCAAAACAUUGCUAUUGCCAUUAGUAAUAGUUUUAGACAUAUAAACUAUGUCUUUAAGUCUUGCAAUCAUGCAUUUUGUUAAAGGCAAAAAUAUAUUUAUAUUAUUUUGGAAUGCUUGAAGAGCCUUCUUUAUUGGUUAUAGAAGUCCACUAUUGGUACAACACCUCUAUUUUACAGCAUGGUUUCGGCAUCUGAGUUUGCAUUUUCAGUUGUUGUUUUUCACCAUUCCAUUUUCUACAGGCAGCAUACCUGGACCAAUCCUCUUUGGUGUUUCAAUAGACAGUACAUGUACGCUAUGGGAUAUAGAUAAGUGUGGACGUAAAGGAUCAUGUUGGACCUAUAACAACCACAGAAUGGCCUAUAUGCUAGUGGGCAUAAGUAAGUAUCUCUCCAAAGCCUUGUGCUUCAAAUAGUCUGAGUCUGAACAAUUCCAGUGAAGAUAUAGGAUGGGGGAGGCGCCUUGUAGUUAGAAUUAACUGUUUUAUUUCUCAUUUGUCUGGUAUGCUAAGCAAACUGAAUACAGUGGUACCUCUGGUUACGUACUUAAUUCAUUCCAGAGGUCUGUUCUUAACCUGAAACUGUUCUUAAUCUGAAGCACCACUUUAGCUAAUGGGGCCUCCCACUGUCACCACGCUGCUGGAGCACGAUUUCUGUUCUCAUCCUGAAGCAAAGUUCUUAACCCGAGGUACUAUUUCUGGGUAAUCGGAGUCUGUAACCUGAAGUGUAUGCAACCUGAAGUGUCUGUAACCUGAAGCGUAUGUAAUCCAAGGUACCACUGUACAUGGUCUGAGGAUCAGCAGUUUCUUAUUUUUAUCACCCGCGAGGGGCGACCUAACGUGCCCUGAUGCUUGCUGGAAGUUAUUGUGACAGACAUGAACAGAUGUCAGUUUCAUACGAAUGCAGUGGUGAGACCAUAAAUGGCUGACAACAGACGUGAAAGGGGAAACUGGAAGUUAUCCCUUGUCAGGACAGACUCACCACCUCGGGUGAAGCUGCAGCAAUAGCCUCCCAGCAGAGGUGUCACUGCUGCUUACCAAGGGGGGGGGCGGGGGGCUACCCAAUGGUGAGACUCGCACUUCGUGGGCACACUGUUGGAAUCAAUCAGCUUCCCUGGUUGGUAUGGUCACACAGCCUCAGCCUUGCACAUUGGCGGAGGAAGGUGGGUGCGGGGGGCACACCACUCCGAGUGUCAUUCCUAAGCAGGGGUGACAUUCGGCACUCCGCCCACCCGCGACUCGGACUCCCACGCCUACCGUGAGCUAUUGGAGGAAGGGGCAGGGGGACCUGCUGCACUGCUUUGCUGGUUCCUUCCUCUCCCCUUCCAGCUCACCUGCCUCUUUCCCACCCUCUCCUCCAGCCAGGAGUCACGGGCAGGUGGUGCACUGUUGUGGGUGGUGUGCAGUUGCCCCAUGCUCCCGGCUGGAGGAGACAGGCAGGCAGGGGAGAGGAUGGGAAGGAGGCAGGCAAGCAGGAAGGAGAGAGGAAGGAAGUGGGAUUGGUGGGUGCGCAUCUGGCUAUCCUACGCCUUGGAGGGCACCCUCUAUGCCCCUCGGGAAUGCGCCCCUGCGCCCCUCAGGAAUGUGCCCGCCCUGGGCAGCGCGGGCAUAUGAUGUGCCACUGGCCUUGCAGUCUUCCACAUGGCAGUCUGGCAGGCCUCCCUCUACACAGAGCGCUAUUUCUGCCUCUUUCUUGAGAGCCAGUGUGGUGUGGUGGUUAAGAGCGGUAGACUCCUGGUGAACCGGAUUCAAGUCUCUGCUCCUCCACAUGCAGCUGGGUGACCUUGGGCUAGUCACACUUCUUUGAAGUCUCUCAGCCUCACUCACCUCACAGGGUGUUUGUUGUGGGGGAUGAAGGGAAAGGAGAACGUUAGCUGCUUUGAGACUCCUUUGGGUAGUGAUAAAGCGGGAUAUCAAAUCCAAACUCUUCUUCUUUCUAUAGCUCCCUCAGCUGGCCCAAUGCCAAUUGUAGACGGCAUCUUAAUUGGCUGCCUUUUAACUUAUCAAUAAAUCAAUCAAUGUGUGGAAUAUCAAAGCUUCAAUAUAGGUUAUGUUGCUGAGAUCUCCAAAGAGGUGUGAAAUAAAUCUACAACACAAUAAACCGAAAGCUAUCACUAAUUGCUAAAUUAGCAAAAGGGAAAUUGUUAAAAUGCUGCAAUUCUUCCUUCUUUCCCUUUCGCAGGCGUCAUUGCCAAAGUCAUCUCCAUCAUUUUUACUGUUACAGCAGUUUUCAUAUAUAACCCUCCACCAGAGCAACUGGAGUCUUCAGAGAAGAAAGAAGAAGCAGUGACUUCUGUACAACUUUAACACAGCAAACCCCUAAAUUUUUCAUAGAAACUCUCACGCAAAAACUAAGACUGAAGCGAUGGCUUUCUAAGAAAGUGUCAUAGCAGCUGGCUCUGCUAAAUAUGAAUCAUGCCAGCACCGGAGCACAUCUUGAGCAACUGUUUCAAGUUGGUUUUUUUUAAAAAAAAUAUAUAAAAAAAAUAAACACAGCCUGUCAGGUUUAUUUCAGUCACCUCAAACAAUGUUUCAUUCAGGAAAAAUACCAUGAGGUUGGAUCCAGACUUUCCAGAAAUGCAACUCCAUCAAGAGUAUUCUUCCACUAGGUGAGAAGAUGGGGAGAAGAGGAAAUAUGUACUGAUUUCCCAAUUCCUUCCUCAACCUCCUCUGACAACCUCCCAAAUUUGCACCAGCCUGGGAGGAAGAGGGGUUGGGGGUUGCAGAGGAAAGAGGAAACCGUCAAAAAUUGCCUCCAGAAAUAAACCCCAGUGGGAGGUACCAUUGGAUUGGAAUCUCUUCCGCAAACAGAAAAGGCAAAUCUGGAUCCAAUCUCCUAGAAUGUUGCAGAAUAUAAAACAGCACUUUGUUUUAAUCUUAUGUCAAAGAGAUCAGAGGCAUAUUUAAAUUUUAUGUUGUUUCUUUCCAGUCAUCAGCAGCUAUGUGCAAUUGGCUUUAGGAGCUUGUGUCCCACCAGCAGAUUUAUGACACUGCUGAACCCCACAGAAGCCCUUUCUGUAUGAAAUAGCGGAUACAUGUAACUACUGUUGUUUUGCAAAUAAUGACAGCCACAUGCAUAGACCCCACUUAUUCAUGCAGUUGGUAUCUCCACAAGCCCAGCAGUUGCCCCUAUACUCCUGAGCGUCUGACCUGACCUGUCAGUGAACUGUGAUGCACUACAGAGAAUUAGCCACCUAAGAGCUAAGUUUACUUGUUUAAAGCUCUUGUAAUGUUUUCUACAAACCAGGCACACUGUGCAACAAUACUGUUGGCUAGUUGACCAUAGAUGCAAAGUGUUUUAAAUUUAUUUGCACCUCUGUCUCUCAAAGGAUAAAUGUGGAUUGUUUACAUAGCUUGCCAGGUUGACAAAACCGAGUGCCUGUUUUGUAGGCUUUCUUUGACUUGUAGGCUUUCACUUGACAGAAAUGGAACAAUUACAAGAUGUGAAAAUCUUUCUAGCGAUUUCCUUGAAUUCUUUUGUUGAGCCAAAUAAAGAAAAAAUGCUCUGGCAAAUGCCUCUGUUGUUCAUAUAUAUAUGAAAUUAUAUAUAUGCUUUUAUAUAUAUGAAAGCAUAUAGAAUGUUAUACAACAGAGGCAUUUUGUCUUUGUGUGGCUCAACAAAAGAAUUCAAGAAAAUUGCUAGGAAGAUUUUCACAUGCAGGACCCAGUACCAUUGUUUAAGUGUGUGUGUGUUUGUGUGUGUGUUUGUGUGUGUAACCAUAGGAAUACUAACUCAAAAAAAAAACACCUCAAUUCAAGAAGGUUAUUUUAAGCUCUUUAUGUUCAAGAAAAAUGGUUGCUACCAUGUCUCCAAACCCAUUUGAUAUAACUACUUGAACCUCUGGCCUAUGCCUGUUUAUAAACAGACUAAUUUUAGUCAGGAGAAUCAUAUAUAUUUUAUCUACUAUUUAAACCUGAAAACUAGUUAAACCAAUAACCUUACACAUUUUUAUGUACCUUACAGUGCCAUUAGGUGUAUGUCACCAUUCAUAUAUGAAAAGUGGCAAUUGCAGAUGAAUUAUUUUUUUUUGUAUGUCUGAACACUCAGAUACACAACUUUCACUGAAGUGUAUCUGAGAAGUGCAGAAAGAAUAUGUCUAUAUUUAGACAUUCAUAAAAUUAAUUUGUGAUUCUUGUCAUUCCAACGUCAAGUUAAACAUUCUCAUGCGUUCUCAAUAUUAGUGCCAUAAAAUGGAGUGCGUUGAAUCUUAAACAUCUUCAUAAAUGCUAGGAUACAUGGGGUUGUUAUCAUUUCCCACCUUAUUUUCUAUCACAUGUUUUUCCAUUAAUUCCAAAAUAAUGGUGAGGAGGGGUAAUUUAGGAUGCAUUCACAGCAUCUUAUGCCCCCAGCAGUCAUAAAAAUAUUGCCAUUUGAAAGUAUGGAGCAGAGAGAAUGGUGCAGCUUCAGUGAUUCACAACAUGACUUGUCUGUUUUCAUAAGGGUAUCAGAAAAGUGGUCCUUGGGAUCAUUGGCAGUAAAAGGGUUCUGUAACAGAUCACCAAAAAAAAGAAGCCUGCACAAGUUAGGAUCUCUGCAGCACAAGCAAGUAAUAUACUUUACUCUUCCUGCUUUUCAGGCUUUUUCAGUUCUACAUUUUUAAAAAGUUUUGUCUCAGUAUUUUGUUUCACAAGCAAUGUGAAUCAUAAUCUCUUCUUGCAGUGAUCUGGACAAAGUUAUCAACCGUACUGUUUGUGUCUUUUUUAUAUAAUGCAAAUACAUCCAUAGGGUUAGAAAACACCUUUGGUUUUAUAUGUAUGUUGGAUUAUUAUGUUAAAGGGCUGAUCAUUUUAGAAGCAUUAAAAUGCAUUUCGAAAGAAAUAGCUGGGGGGAACCAACUAACUUUCUGGCAUUUUAAGCUAGCCUUAUUCUGACUGCCAGAACUUUUCUUAAACCAAAUGCCUUAAAGAGUUCAGCCACAAUCCAAAAUGUGGGUGAUCAAGGCAAUGGGAAGAUUUUCUUUUCUUUUCCUCCAUAGCAAUCUGGUUCUGUCAGAUUGCUUUUUGCAGCUCCCCUUGUGAAUUGUGGGGAGUACUUUAUUGCAUUUAGACAAAAUGAAGUUGCUUGCACAGAGCUACUUACAUAACAUUGGCAAACACAUUUCUCUAAAUUUUGGUGAGUAGGCUAUGGUCCUGGACCCAUUUAUGUGUAAUUUUCCUGCAGAAAUCACUGUGCUCUCUUUCAGAUACCUUUCUAUACAUACUACUAUUUGGGUGCAGGAUUGUAUAUAAAUCCUCUUUCAAUUACAGUGCGAAGAACUUAUCAAGAUCUGUUUUUUGGGUUUUUUUUAGUGUCAAAUAGUAUUUUCCAAUGGAAACCAUCUAACAGAGUUAGGUAUGCUCAGGCUCUGUGGACAUUAUGAUUUUGCUCUUUGCAAGCUAACAGAAUGCUCUUUUAUAGUGCCACUAAGUGCCGGAUAAUUGCACUAUUUUGUUGUAUCAAUAAAUGUAUUUGUGUGUACAUAUAUGCAUAUCACACAACUCUAUGCAAAGAUCCUGAACAGACUGUACUCCUGUUGUGUUGAACAGUUUCACAUAAUAUUUUGAAUGAAAGAGUAUUUAUUUUAGAGCAUCACACCAAGAGGUAAAUGCCUUACAAAUUUUAUUUUGUUCAAACAGAUUAUUUUUAAAUAUUUUACUUGAAAUAAAGUUUUAUUUCAAAUGU